CGUAUAGCCAAAACGAAUUACUCAACUGUCGUUGACGCUAAUCCAGUGCAUCUUCUGAAACAUCAGUAGAGUUUGAUACCACACCGUUGAAGCCUCGAGUUAGUUAGUCCAGUUGCGGUGAUGCCCACCCAGAAAUUGUUUAGCCAGCUCGAUGGCCUUUUGGCCGAUGAGUUCGACUUUGAUUCCAGCAUAGAUUCCUACGAGGACGAAGCCUACGACUCGUGCUCCACCCAAGACGAACACCAAUUCCUGCGCAACAACAGCACCAAGUCCAACAGCACUCUCCUUUCGGCAGUGACAUGCCACUCUACAGAAACUGCCUCCACAGAGAUUUCCUCGUCCUCGACUUACAGACAGAAAUCCACCGCCUAUAACCACCAGCCAUAUCAAUUCCAGAAACAGGCCGACCAGCCCAAGUUUAUGCCCUACUCGGAGAAGACCCACCAGGAAGCAGUGACAAAAUCAAUCAGGUUGCACCGAAAUCUACACCAGCAAGACGCAAACUUGAAUAAUAUAUUGGAUUGUCUCCACGACAUGUCCAUCCAAGAAGAUGCGCGAUUGAACCAGAUGUUGCAAUCCGUCAUAGAGGAUAUCCAAACAUCCGUCCCGCACAAUACCCACACCAUUGAAAACUUCAAGCUCCAAUUCAAUCGGGUCAAGGGUCCUAGUAAGAGCUACUCACACUGAAAAUACAGGCUUGCCUCGCCACACAUUGCGUCAACAGGUUGAGGUGUUCCUUCCCCACACACUUUCCUUUAUGAAGACUAUUAGGCAAAAACUAAUUCAAACUGUACAUUACCACUUCAAGAUUGCCCUUGACAGAUUCUUAAUUUUUAUGGUUCACGUUUCACAAUCAUUUCAUUCAUUUCUCCUCGCAUAUUACUACCUUAGUCAUUAUUAAGUAGUAGAAUUGGUUCUGAUAUCCAAUGCUCUAUUUAUGUCUGAAUUAUUC
Molecule: messenger RNA, 952 nt
Organism: Suhomyces tanzawaensis NRRL Y-17324
Lineage: Eukaryota; Fungi; Ascomycota; Pichiomycetes; Serinales; Debaryomycetaceae
Exons: 1
Coding region: 121-687 (188 amino acids)
Source: RefSeq, a predicted model, not a curated record